Molecule: messenger RNA, 282 nt
Organism: Bipolaris victoriae FI3
Lineage: Eukaryota; Fungi; Ascomycota; Dothideomycetes; Pleosporales; Pleosporaceae
Exons: 1
Source: RefSeq, a predicted model, not a curated record
AUUCCAAACGACGGACCAACCGGAACACUGUCAGGGGUAUUCGCUCGGCAUUCUUACUCACCAAGUCGCUCUCACUUCAUGUUCAAUAAGCCUGAAUAUGAUAAGCUAAUCAUGUGGUUUCGCCAUUGUGUACGUCUUCUAGGUGUAACCCUUGGAACUCUUACUCUAGUAUUUUCAUGGCUCCAAUCUACACGGCGGCUUAUGUGCGAGGUCAGACGUUCUUUUGGUAUCAACAAGUCAUUUAUUGUGGAAUUUCGGGAGGCUGAUGAUGGAGAUCAGUAA